AUUAUGAAUUUGGAUUUAAGAUUAAUUGUGCGCCUUCUGGUUGCCAUCCUAGUGGCUUCUUUGAUUUCCACGUCCGUUUUGGCCUACCUGGUUGCCCACAGAUUCCAUGCGGGAAAACCAACAAGAAAAUGAGUUUUCCCUAGCAAAAGUAACUUUAUCCCAAAAUGAAUUGGAUAUUUUGAAAAUCGAACGCAAUGGAAACUUCCGCUUACCAAAACAAACAGCUAUAAGGGAUUGGCACGAUCAUUUGGCUACCAAAGAAGAUAAAAUUAGAACAGGCUUGGGUGAGCAGGGUAUGGCAGCGGAAAUACCAAACAUUGACGAAAAGGAUAUCCUCUACCAAAUGCAUGGGUUAAAUGCCAAGCUCUCUGAUCACAUUUCACUUAAUAGAUCCUUGCCAGAUAUCAGACCUUUGAGUUGCUGGCAUCGCAAAUAUCUAAAUAAGUUGCCCAAUGUGACUGUUAUUAUGGCUUUUCACAAUGAGCAUCUCAGUGUGCUUUUACGCUCCAUAUCGAGCAUCAUAAAUCGCUCUCCUUCGGAGUUACUCAAGCAAAUUGUCCUUGUGGAUGAUGCCAGUAAUCUCACGGAUUUGGGACACAAGCUUGAAGACGUUGUGGCGUUGAACUUUCCCAAAAUAAUUAAAAUACUAAGAUUUACAGAGCGACGUGGUCUUAUUCAAGCGCGGCUAGAGGCAGCCAAAAUAGCCAUCUGCCAAGUUUUGAUUUUCCUAGAUUCCCACAUCGAAGUCAACAUCAAUUGGCUUCCUCCUCUGCUGGAACCCAUAGCCAUUAAUCAGAAUAUUGUCACGGGUUCCAUUUUGGAUAUAAUCUCUCACAAAACAUUUGCUUACACGAAGUAUAAUUCGUUCACCCGUUCGGGCUUUAAUUGGUUACUUCAGAUUCAGAAACUACCAGUUUUUCCCGAAGAUAAAGGAUUUGGAUCCUCGCCAUAUCGAACACCGUUGAUAGUGGGCGCCUUGGCCAUCGACAGGAACUACUUUUGGCAACUGGGAGGAUACGACGAGGAGUUGGACAUCUGGGGUGGGGAGCAGUUUGAGCUGGGCUUUAAGGUCUGGAUGUGUGGCGGCAUGAUGCUAUAUGUUCCCUGCUCCCGAGUGGGCCACAUAAACAGAGGACCAAUGCGAUCGAAACAGAGCCCAAGGAAUCACAAUUUCGUGGCCAGGAACUACAAACGCGUGGCUGAAGUAUGGAUGGAUGAGUACAAGACAUACGUUUACGACAGAAGCCAAGAGCUUUAUGAGAAGACACAGGCCGGAUUGCUUACCCAAAGGCAGUCACUUAGAAUGUCGUUGAAGUGCAAGUCCUUUGACUGGUACAUGCACUCAGUGGCACCGGAUUUCCUGAAAAUAUUUCCAACUCUAGAGCCACCGGGGAUGAUUUCGGGAUCCAUUGAAAGUGUGGCCUACCCCGGAUUCUGCGUGGACUCCCUAAACGGAAACCACAAAAAACCCGUGGUUCUUUCACGCUGCAAUGGAAAUGGAACGAAUCCUGGUGAAUUUCAGAAGUGGCAUCUAACAAAUGAACGUGAAAUUCGGCUAUUAAACGGUGCUGGUUGUUUGCAAACGCAGGGAUUUAAGACAAAAUCGGUUUGGCUCUUUCACUGCCAUGAAAAUGGAGGAAAUCAGUACUGGUUCUACAAUCGCCGACAACGUUUAAUUCAACAGGGGCAGAUGUGGAUAUGGUGCUUAGAAGCCACUUUGCCCAAUGGUCAUCAGGUUGGUAAGGUGCUCUCUAAUAAUGUUUGCCACAAAAACGAUACCAAGCAGCAGUGGAAGUUCGGAGAAUUCGAUGCCUAUGAUCCGCAAUUGGAAUAUCAGGAAGCCUAG
Molecule: messenger RNA, 1846 nt
Organism: Drosophila gunungcola (fruit fly)
Lineage: Eukaryota; Metazoa; Arthropoda; Insecta; Diptera; Drosophilidae
Product: putative polypeptide N-acetylgalactosaminyltransferase 10
Exons: 5
Coding region: 107-1846 (579 amino acids)
Cellular component (GO): Golgi apparatus
Source: RefSeq, a predicted model, not a curated record